GCCUCCUCCGCCCCCUCCAUGCUUCUGAGUCCCUGCCCUCCCAUGCAAGAUGACGAAGUACAUCCCCAACGCAAAGAAGGGAAGCUUGUUAUUGCUGGUGAGCAGCCUGGCUCAGGCAGGCGGCAUCUGGACGUGCUGCUGCUACCUUUGUUACAUUAGACCGGCACAAUGCUGAAUGUGGCCCCUGCAGACAGGCAGCACCCAGGAGCUGUUGAUUUCAUAGACAUGUGCGAGUCAAUACUGGAGCGGAAAAGACACGACAGCGAGAGGUCCACCUGCAGCACCUUGGAGCAGAAUGACUUCGAGGCGGUCGAGGCGCUGGUGUGCAUGAGCUCGUGGGGGCAGAGGUGCCACAGGGGGGACACCCUGAAGAUGAGACCCCUCACGCCUGCUUCAGACUCCUCAGAUUUCUCCAUGACGUGCGAAUCGACUGUACAGAUGCCGAAAGAUUACCACUCGUUCUCUACACUGUGCAUGACUCCACCACACAGCCCGGAUUUUGGAGAGCCCUCCACAACGCUCCCGCCUGCCUCCCAGGUGACGUAUUCCAAAGCCGUCACGGUCACGUCGGGCAGCUUGGGCUGUACCGUCACCUCUUCGGAUAUUUUCAAGCCGUUGGCAUCAGGUGUCCUCAGAGCGUCUUCUCACGGCCCAGAAAUGCCAGAAAGUGCCCGGCCCUGCAGGGCAAUGGCGACAAGCGUCAUACGUCACACGGCGGACAGCCGCUUUUUCCAACACAUUCCAGAGACUCCUGUGAUAAUAAAGGUAGAGUCGGAUGAAAGCGCCCCCUGUGGACACCAACAUUCCAGACCUUCCAAGGAGAUACAUGCCCCCGCGAGCCGUUCAAGGAACUCCCCACCACCGCACCUUCCUCGUCCUGAUAAUUCCUGUUCUAAUAGAAACAGAGACAGCCAACAGCCGGUCAGUGCCGAGACACAACUACUAAUAAAAUGCGAACGUGAUUACACGAGUGACACUCAGCCUUUGGUUUCUGUUCCUGUUUCUCACGCCCCGGUUCUCUGUCAGAUGAUUCCAGUCAGUGGACAAACGAGCGUCAUUUCUGCUUUUAUUAAGCCCCCUGCUCAGCAUGUUUCUGGUGCUGUGAAGCCAAUCCUACCCCAAUCGACGCAGGUUCCUCCGCCGGUCCUCAUGGGAGCUCCGGUGUCUCAGGGAGCUGUAAUGUUCGUACUGCCCCAAUCCCCCAUCACACACCCGCCUCAGCAGUGUACACAGACUCUCAUGACCGUAGGGAACACAAAAUUGCUGCCUCUUGCACCGGCCCCGGUAUUUAUCACCGCUGGGCAAAGCAGCCCGCCACAGAUGGACUUUUCCAGAAGACGGAAUUACGUGUGCAACUUCACUGGCUGCAGGAAAACCUACUUCAAAAGCUCCCACCUCAAAGCACAUCUCCGCACACAUACAGGCGAAAAACCUUUUAGCUGUAACUGGGAAGGUUGCGAUAAGAAAUUUGCAAGGUCAGAUGAACUCUCACGACACAGAAGGACCCACACGGGCGAAAAGAAAUUUGCUUGCCCCGUGUGCGACCGUAGAUUUAUGCGUAGCGACCACCUAACGAAGCACGCCCGGCGGCACAUGAGCACAAAGAAAGUUCCUACGUGGCAGGCGGACGUCGGUAAAUUGAGCAAAAUCGCUUCCCCCGACACAUCUAGAAGCGGAGGCCCUUCCCUCGGCAUGCUGGUGUCCAUGCCUGCCUCCGUUUGAGAAGUGGGCGCAUGUGGUUGCACUGGUCAAAAAUGAUCUUUUCGAUACACGUUAUGAAGAAUUAUUGACGUCGAAAGGAAA
Spea bombifrons (plains spadefoot toad) is the source of this 1803-nucleotide messenger RNA. It is a transcript of the gene KLF11, whose product is annotated as KLF transcription factor 11. Gene Ontology annotation, biological process: regulation of transcription by RNA polymerase II. Lineage: Eukaryota; Metazoa; Chordata; Amphibia; Anura; Pelobatidae. The transcript has 4 exons. The record is from RefSeq and is a predicted model, not a curated record. Gene Ontology annotation, molecular function: RNA polymerase II cis-regulatory region sequence-specific DNA binding; DNA-binding transcription factor activity, RNA polymerase II-specific. Bases 169 to 1722 code for a protein of 517 amino acids.